AUGAGCCAGCCCAGGCCCCGCUACGUGGUAGACAGAGCUGCAUACUCUCUCACCCUCUUCGAUCAUGAGUUCGAGAAGAAGGACCGGACGUACCCACUGGGAGAGAAACUUCGCUAUGCUUUCAGAUGUUCCCCGGCCAAGAUCAAAACCGUGGUGUUUGGGCUGCUCCCUGUGCUCUCCUGGCUCCCCAAGUACAAAAUCAAAGACUACAUCGUCCCCGACCUGCUUGGUGGCCUCAGCGGUGGAUCCAUCCAGGUGCCACAAGGCAUGGCAUUUGCUCUUCUAGCCAACCUUCCUGCAGUCAACGGCCUCUACUCCUCCUUCUUCCCGCUCCUGACCUACUUCUUCCUGGGGGGUAUACACCAGAUGGUGCCAGGUACCUUUGCUGUUAUCAGUAUCCUGGUGGGUAACAUCUGUCUGCAGCUGGCCCCAGAGUCAAAAUUCCAGGUCUUCAACAAUGCUACCAACCAGACCCACGUGGACACGGCGGCCAUGGAGGCCGAGAGGCUGCAUGUGUCAGCAACGCUAGCCUGCCUGACUGCCAUCAUCCAGAUGGGCCUGGGCUUCGUGCAGUUUGGCUUUGUGGCCAUCUACCUCUCCGAGUCCUUCAUCCGGGGCUUCAUGACGGCUGCCGGCCUGCAGAUCCUGAUCUCGGUGCUCAAGUACAUCUUUGGACUGACCAUCCCUUCCUACACCGGCCCAGGGUCCAUCGUCUUUACCUUCAUUGACAUUUGCAAAAACCUUCCCCACACCAACGUCGCCUCGCUCAUCUUCGCCCUCAUUAGUGGUGUCUUCCUGGUGCUGGUGAAGGAGCUCAACGCUCGCUACAUGCACAAGAUCCGCUUCCCCAUCCCUACAGAGAUGAUUGUGGUGGUGGUGGCAACAGCUAUCUCUGGGGGCUGUAAGAUGCCCCAAAAGUAUCACAUGCAGAUCGUGGGGGAGAUCCAACAUGGGUUCCCUACUCCUGUGUUGCCUGUGGUUUCACAGUGGAAGGACAUGGUUGGCACAGCCUUCUCCCUGGCCAUCGUGGGCUACGUCAUCAACCUGGCUGUGGGUCGGACCCUGGCUAGCAAGCACGGCUAUGACGUGGAUUCUAACCAGGAGAUGAUUGCCCUGGGCUGCAGCAACUUCUUUGGCUCCUUCUUUAAAAUCCACGUCAUUUGCUGUGCUCUCUCCGUCACUCUGGCUGUGGAUGGAGCUGGAGGGAAAUCGCAGGUGGCAAGCCUGUGUGUGUCUCUGGUGGUGAUGAUCACCAUGCUGGUCCUGGGGUCCUAUCUAUACCCUCUCCCCAAGUCUGUGCUGGGAGCCCUGAUAGCUGUCAACCUCAAGAACUCCCUCAAGCAACUCGCCGACCCCUACUACCUGUGGAGGAAAAGCAAGCUAGACUGUUGUGUCUGGGUGGUGAGCUUCCUCUCCUCCUUCUUCUUGAGCCUGCCUUAUGGUGUGGCAGUGGGUGUCGCCUUCUCCAUCCUGGUUGUGGUCUUCCAGACCCAGUUUCGAAAUGGCUACGCUUUGGCCCAGGUCAUGGACAUGGACAUUUAUGUGAAUCCCAAGACCUACAAUAGGGUCCAGGAAAUCCAGGGGAUUAAGAUCGUCACUUACUGCUCUCCUCUCUACUUUGCCAACUCAGAGAUCUUCAGGCAAAAAGUCAUUGCCAAGACGGGUGUGGACGCCCAGAAAGUAUUGCUGGCCAAGCAAAAAUACCUCAAGAAGCAGGAGAGGGGGAGAGCGAUGCCCACACAACAGAGGAAGUCUCUAUUUAUGAAAACCAAGACUGUCUCCCUGCAGGAACUCCAGCAGGACUUUGAGAACCCCUCCCCGACCGACCCCAACAACAACCAGACACCUGCUAAUGGUGCCGGCGGCGUGUCCUACAUCACUUUCAGCCCUGACAGCCCCCCAGCUUCCCACUGCGAGCUGCCGGCUCCUGCCGAGACCCCCAGUGAGCCCACUGACAUGCUGGCCAGCGUCCCGCCCUUCGUCACCUUCCACACCCUCAUCCUCGACAUGAGUGGGGUCAGCUUUGUGGACUUAAUGGGCAUCAAAGCCUUGGCCAAGCUGAGCUCCACCUAUGGGAAGAUCGGUGUGAAGGUCUUCCUGGUGAACAUUCAUGCUCAGGUGUACAAUGACAUUAGCCAUGGAGGCGUCUUUGAAGAUGGGUGUCUAGAGCGCAACCACGUCUUUCCCAGCAUACACGACGCAGUCCUCUUUGCCCAGGCGAAUGCCAGAGAAGUGGCCCCAGGACCUGACUUCCAAGGGGCUCCAGUGGACCCUGAGAUCUCCUUAUUUGAUUCGGAGGAGGAGAGCCCCAGCUACUGGGACUUAGAGCAGGAGAUGUUCGGGAGCAUGUUUCACGCAGAGACUCUGACCGCCCUGUGA
This is a messenger RNA of Eptesicus fuscus (big brown bat), 2379 nucleotides long. RefSeq names its product solute carrier family 26 member 9 (gene SLC26A9). Bases 1 to 2379 code for a protein of 792 amino acids. Gene Ontology annotation, biological process: transmembrane transport. Gene Ontology annotation, cellular component: membrane. The transcript is spliced from 20 exons. Gene Ontology annotation, molecular function: bicarbonate transmembrane transporter activity; chloride transmembrane transporter activity; oxalate transmembrane transporter activity. The record is from RefSeq and is a predicted model, not a curated record. Lineage: Eukaryota; Metazoa; Chordata; Mammalia; Chiroptera; Vespertilionidae.